Messenger RNA from Diaporthe batatas, 1788 nucleotides. RefSeq lists its product as uncharacterized. Lineage: Eukaryota; Fungi; Ascomycota; Sordariomycetes; Diaporthales; Diaporthaceae. The transcript has 3 exons. The record is from RefSeq and is a predicted model, not a curated record. Bases 1 to 1788 code for a protein of 595 amino acids.
AUGUCGCAUAUAUGUAUCUGUAACACGGGACCUCCUACCAUCGAGAAUGUUGUCCGAAGCCUCGAUAGACUCCAAAACAGCAUCGAGUCAGCCGACGGCCUCUCAGUAGCUGGCGGAAGAGAUCCGUCCUGCCUAUGCGACCCCUGUUUGUGCCCGACAACCACCGUGCCCUGUAACAACAAUGUCCCCGAGAGAGACUACAGCAACCAAGGCCUGCUAAAGAAGCUGUCCGGCCUCGUAAACAAGGCUCGGCAAGUAGAGGCCGCUCAUGAGGACUGCGUCUGUGGGGACCGGCCUCCCUACACUGAGCGAAUCAAUGCGCCGCCACUUACUGCGCCUGGUCCUCAGCGGACCAGCCCUGGACAGCAAGAGCCAACUCGCCCACCUGGGCCAACUCGCCCAACUCGCCCACCUAGGCCAACUCGCCCCCCUGGGCCAACUCGCCCCCCUGAGCCACCUCGCCUCCCUGAGCCCACCCCUUCACGACCUUAUGUUUCCCGGGGUUUAAACGAAUUACCCUUCCAAGAAUUAUUUCCAGCAGAGAUUCGCAAUAUGAUUUACGAGGCUUAUUUUCAACUCACGGAACCAAUCAGAACAAUCACGGCCACAAGAUUCCGCCAGGAGAGGGAAGAUGAGAACAACAUGAACCGGCUUCGGCGCAACUAUUUACCACGAAGUCGGCCUCGGCGGCGCAGAAUAGACCCUGCGAGGUUGCCGGAGGACGAAGUUCCUUUCUCAGUUAGCGACACACCUGCUUGGAUGAGGGAGAUGGCGACCUUUACCUACGAGUCAGCAGCCACUGACGAACAGCUCCAGUCAUUGGGGAAUGACAGAUAUAGCUUGCUCCUAGCGAGCCGAGAGAUGUAUUCUGAGGCAGCUCCGAUAUUCUUUUCUCAAAUGUUUUCUUUCACUGUGAUGAGAGACGAAAACAUAAUAGAAGAAGAUAUUGGAGUCAUUCAUAGCAUCUUGGCAGCAGAGGCCUUUUUCAGGCAUAGGCGAUUCAGCCGGCCCUUCAUCCAGGCACUCCAAUUUGACAUGUGGCAGACCGAGGACCCAGAGAACCCGCAAAGUGACAACUUCGAAGCAAUGGAAUCGACAAGAAGCAAUUCUGCAGACCGAACGAUAGGUUGGACCGAUGGCGUCAACCGCUUAGGUCAUCUGGCGAGAACACUGAAUGACUUGCCAAGGUUGCAACAUUUGCGCCUCAACUUCCGGAACCAGGCACCGUCCUGGCACUUUGACGGGGUAUUUGACCCAACAAUGCAAGAUCAGUUCACGCAGUACGCUUCUUAUGCACCCUGGGUCGAGAACAUGGUUCGGAUAAACCCGCGAGAUCGCCUUACCAUACAUAUGACAUUCAUAUACACAGCACGAGAUGACGAUGAGCAAAAUCGUCGAAUCAACGACGCCCUGUAUUUUGUCAGGAUACUUCGUAACUGGUUACUCACCAACGCAGACGCACUCGGAAUUGGGUACCAGGGGAUCCGCUUGAGACAGUGGGACCUCCCACCGAUUAACAAUAAUUCUCAAAGAUAUGGUACGAAAAUCGAAUCCGAUGAUGAGUGGGUCGGAGGAGAUCGGGCGAGACACGUUUCCCACCUUCAGCGGCCAGAACAGCUCCAGUAUCCAGAUCCAGCUGUGACACGUGCACCUGAACUCGCUUUCAUGGCUCAAGACAGGCCCCCAAGGGCAGUGCUGCCCCCUCCACAACCUCCCCGGCCACGGCGACAGGCUCAACGGCCACAGACGAGGAGUACACUUGAUGAAAGCGACGACGAAUACGCUUGA